Messenger RNA from Dovyalis caffra, 498 nucleotides. Lineage: Eukaryota; Viridiplantae; Streptophyta; Magnoliopsida; Malpighiales; Salicaceae. The record is from the annotation of a GenBank genome assembly.
AUGCCAAUGGUUCCUAGGAGCAGUAAAUGCAAUGGAAAGGAAGCUAACAGAGGAGCAUGGACAGCUGAAGAGGACCAAAAACUGGCUCAAGUCAUUGAAAUUCAUGGUCCAAAGAGGUGGAGAUCCAUUGCAGCCAAAGCAGGUCUGAAUAGAUGUGGCAAGAGUUGCAGAUGGUCUUUGAUAGCUGGAAGACUACCUGGAAGGACGGAUAAUGAGAUCAAGAACUACUGGAAUUCUCAUUUGAGCAAAAAAAUAAAGCAAAAUGAAAAGCCAGUAAGAAGCUCUACAUUACAAGAACAUGAACCAGAGAAAACUAAGGUACUGGAUAUGGAUAAUGUUGCCAUGGGAAGGGAGGAGGGUACUUCUAAGAGACUUGAGGCCUCAAAAUCGAGCUUUGUUGGGGAUGACUUCUUCGAUUUCUCCAAUGAGGAUCCUAUGAAUUUGGAAUGGAUGAGUAAAUUCUUUGAACUGGAUGAGACUUUGUACGACUUUCCAUGA